AUGCCCAGUGAAAUUGCGACUAGCAAAGUAUCUUUAUCUACAAAACCAACAGAAUCAAGAUGGUUGGCCAUAGCUAAUUUACCUGAAACAGCAACUGAAGAUACAAUCAAAGAAUGCUUUAAACGACAUGGCCGUGUUCAAUCAGUUAAAAUCGAUGAACAACGUUUCGCUUUUGUCGCUUUUUUGGAUGUACGUACCGCAUCGAAAGCACAUAACGCAGAAAAUAUUCUCGAUGAACAACGAUUACGAACAGCAUUUCAUGAUGGUUCAAAUUCAGUGCCUAAAGCACUUUUAGGACCUCCUCCACUACCGAUUCAAUCAUCGUCUUCUUCAUCUAUUGUAUUACCCGAACAACCCUCACUAUUGACUUCUUCGACAGUUAUUGAAGCAUCAUCUUCAUCUUCGUCGAAUACAUCGAAUAUAACAACAGUGACAAAUCCAUUACCGACUAAAACAAUAAAUGGAGAUCGAGAUAAACGUCCAUCACGUACACUUGGUAGUCCUGAUGAAAAUGUUCGACAUCAAGUUGUACCUGUCAAACGUGAUUCAGAUUCUUCAGGCAGUAAGAGAAAAACAUCGUCAACUAGUGUUUCAAAAACAACAAAUAGUUCACAUUCGACAAUACAAAAACCACCACGUCGAAAACAUGAUAAUUCAUCUUCAUCAUCCUCAUCUUCUUCGUCAUCAGAAUCGGAAAGAUCGAGUGAUGAUAGUAUAUCAUGUAAAAAUCGUCGUCGAAAUCCAACGAAAACUCAUUCGUUAUUGAAUGAUUCAAUGAGUAAAACAAAAAUCUUAAAAAUCUAUCAUUUACCAUCUAAAACUCCAAAAGAUUCAUUACGUGAAUUAUUAUGGGAGAUAUUUGUUGAAUUUAAAAAAUCAUGUCGUUUAUUAACAGUUAAAAUCGAUGGUGAACAUGAAUCACGUUAUGCAUUAUUAACAUUUAGAAAAUCGGAAGAUGUUGAUAAAGCAUUAACAUUUGCUACGACAAAAACGAUUUAUGGUGUUAAAAUCAAAGCUGAACCAUAUGAUGGAAUAACAAAUGAAACAGAUGAAUGUGAUAUUAUGAAACGAUCAAUAUGUACAGAUCCUGAUUUUGAUGAAUACUCUAUAAAAGCAACACGUACAUUAUAUAUUGGUAAUCUUCAAUCGGAAAUAUCUUAUAAUGAAUUACGUGAAAUAUAUUCAGCAUAUGGUGAUAUUAUUGAAGUUGAAAUCAAACGACAAACACAAUCACAACAUCAAUUACCAUUUGCGUUUGUUCAAUAUGCGGAUAUUAAAAGUGUUGUCAAAGCAAUGAAAGCAUUUGAACCGAAAACAACUCGAGAUCAUUCAAUUAAAUUGGGAUUUGGUAAAAGUCAACCAACAAAUGUACUUUGGCUUGAUGAAUUACCUUUAACUGUCACUGAAUCUUCAAUACGUAAUUUUAUCAUUCGUCAAACAAAUCUUGCUGCUGAUCAAGUACUUGAUAUAUAUAUUGAUAAUCGUAAUAGUCAUAAAAGUCAAACAGCACAGUGUUUAAUAUAUUUUUUUGAUACACGUGCUGCACAAGAAGCAAUUAAUUCUAUACGUGGAAAAAAGAUUGAUUCAAAAAGAAUUCAAGUUGAUUUUGCUAGUAAAGUAUUUGUUACACGAUUUUCGGAUAUUAUUGAAGAAACUAGUCAUAAGAAAAAUUAUGUUGGUUAUCCACCUGAUUCAACUUAUCAUGGAGAAUCUCGAUCUGUAUCAAAACGUAAUGGUACAACACGUGAAAUUGUUCCUGAAACAAUACAAACAUUUGAUACUUCAUCUACUCGAACGAAUAGUAGUGAUCGAUGGUCAAAUGCAUAUAAUAAUAGUAAUCGACCACAACAUAAAAGUGAUUCAAGACAUUCAUCUGAUCGUCGACAUUCGAAAGAAUAUGGAAAAGGAACAAGUACUUCUCUUAUAUCCAUUCCAUCAGUUGAUAAUGGAACUAUGCCUAAUUCAUCAUUGAAUACAAGACGGCAUCGUUUAUCUACUUCAUCAAAAGAUAGUCUUUCAAAUAAUAAUCUCUCAUCCGGUCGUAAUCCUCAUCGAAGUAGUCAUCCUAGACAUCAACCAUCAUCAACUUCAUCAUCAUCUUCAAGAUCAGGAGCAUCAUCAUCUACUCAUAGUUCAUCGAGUACAAAUCGUUCGAAUUCAUAUCAAAAACAUUCAACAACGAAACAUUCACAAAAAUCAUCGAAAAAACCUUCAAAAUAUUUGACUACUAAUUUAAAAACAUCAUCAACUACAGGAAAAAAAUCGUCAACAAAUAAAGAACAUUCAACUAAAUCUUCACAUCAUUCUCGAUCAGUUAAAUCUGAGAAAGAUAAUGAUUCAUCAACAAUCAUUCCACCUCAACAACAACAACAAUUACAACUAGAUCCGGUUAUUCUUCCUAGUUUGACUGUUGAAGAUCCAUUUGAAUCAACAAAAAAAGAAUCAUCACCACCAAAACAACAACAACAACAACAACAACAAACACCUAUACCUUCAUCAUCAUCAUCACCGAAAGCUCCAUUAAAAAAUACUGAACGUGUUUUUGAUUGGCUUAUGCAAAAUCAUCAUCAUGAUAGUAAUAGUUCAAUGGGUUUAGAUCAAAAUGAUGAUGACGAACAUUUAUUAAAACGUAAACCGGAUGAUGAUAGUCUAGAAAACGUUAGCGAUGAACAAACAUCAAAAACAUCACCACCUAUACAAACAAAUAAUACCACAUUAUCAACAUGUUUAAAAUCAUCGACAUCAAUGAAAAAUUGUAAAAAUGAAAAAUCGAUAUUAACAUCAGCUUAUCGUUUACAACCAAUUCGUACCGGUAAUAAACGUGAUGAUCAAAUGGAAAAUUCAUCAGCAAAUGAACUUCAUUUAUCACCACCACCACCAUCACAAUCAUCAAUACCACCGGUAUCAACGCCAACACCAUCAUUAACAAAAGAUGAUGUAGAAACUCAUAUAGUUCAUCGUCGUAUUCCACCAACAAAAUAUCAUUUAUCAGCAAGAGAUACAAAAAUAAUUCCACUUGAUUCAAAUUCAUCAUAUGAUCAAUUAGAUGUACGUUUAAAAAGUUAUCCAUCAUUAUUUAAUGAUCAUGUUGAUUUAAUACGUUUACCAUUUCCACAAUUUGCAUUUGAACAUAUUAAAACUUCUACAACAUCAUCAAAUGUUCUUGUUGUACUUAAUCCAAAAGCACAUUUAAAACAUUCGUCACUUGGCUUAAAUAAUCCAUCAUCAACAAUAAAUGCAACAAAACAUGAAACAUCGCUUGAUACAAAUCUUUCGAAUAUCACUAAUACGACUAUUUCGACUUCGACUACUACUACUACUAUUACUUCUACUACGAAUAAUAAUGAUGAUGAGUUAUCAACAACACGAAUACCACUUGAUGAACGUAUACGAUUAUUAGAUAAACAAAUGUAUGAAAUGAAUCAUGGACAACAAAAAUCUACUACAUCGUCUUCGUCAUCAUCAUCAAGUUCAUCAUUAUCACCAGCAACACUUAUUGAACAACAAAAUCAAAAAAUAAUAACAGCAUCAUCAUCAUCAGCAGCAGCAGCAGCAGCAGUAGCACCGAUAACAACAGUACCAAUUAUGACAGCAGCAACAACAAUAAAUACGAAUACUGCAGUUAAAAGUGUGACUGAACUUGUGUCAACACUUUCAGCAACAUCAUCAUCAUCACAAACACUUGCUCAAUGUAUUCAAGCUGCACGUGCUGCUGCAUUAAAUGCUCAACCAACUCAAUCAAUAUCACCAUCGAAAACAACACCAACGAUAUCAACGAGUUCACCAUUUCAUUUUCCAGUUACAUCUGUACCAUCAUUAAAUUUAAAUCGACCGUUGUCAACAACAGCUCCAUCACCUAUUCAUAUACCAUCAGUAUUAGCACCACCACCACCACCUCCUCCACCACCAUUUCCAAAUUUACCACGUUUAUCUGAUGCAUCAUCAAAUUCAAUAUUGACAUUUCAUGCUGCAAUUGCUCAAACACAAAUAGCAGCAGCUGCAGCAGGAAAAUAUAGUCCAAUGUCUUUUGCUACUACAUUACAUCCACCGCCACCACCAGUACCAGCAUCACUUAUUUCACCGUCACUUAAUCUAAAUUCUCCAAUAACGCCUACUCCAACACUUAAUAAUUCGUCUAAUAAUAAUAAUAAUAAUAAUCUUAUUUCAACUUUGAAAUGUUCGUCACCAUCUUUACCAAAUCGUUCAACACCGACAAAUCUUUUAAGUCCACCAGUAUCUAAUAUUUCAUCUCAAUCGUCGUUUUCGGAUUCAAUACCUAGUUCUCCAAGUACGUCAUCAGCUAAAAUUCUUGAACGUCUUGGUCCGUCAGCAAAAUUUAAACGUAAACCAAUUCCACCACCAUUAGCUGUUAUAACAACUCCGACAACGCCUACAAAUAAUAAAGAUUCACCUAUAUUACCAUCACCAGAAUCGACUACGCCUACAAAUACUGGAACAAAUUCACCAGUAACAGUUUCUUCACCUGCACUUCAACAUCAACUAUCGACAUCGUCAUCAGUUGGUUUAAAAUCUAUAUUAAAGCAACGUUCAUUAUCUAAUCCAUCAUCUGCAUCAGCAUUAUCACCAACAAAUGAACGAAAAUCAUCAACAAAUUAUGUUUCACCAUUAGCAUCAAAUGAAAUACGUGCACCAUUACAAGUAACAUCAACGACAACUAAUCGUUCAGCAUCAACGGAUUCAGUAACUAAACGUACGCCACCAACAACACCAACAGUACCAACAGAAAAGAAAAAAUCUCUUAAUCAACAAGAUAGUAGUGUAUUUACAAAUGAUAUUGAUGAACGUCAAGCUGCAGCGGCAGCAGCAGCGGCAACCGCAGCUGCAGCAACAGAUGAAAAAAAAUCUACAUGGCGUGCACCACCAACUAAACAAACAUUAUCUAAUGAAACCGUUACUCCGAAAAAACCUACAUUAGAUAAAAUACCAAAAAAACCAUCGGCAACACCAAAGCCUACUGUAACUGAACCAGUAAAACAACCACCGAAAGUGAUUAAAACUACUGCUACUGUUACUGCUACUACUACUACCACUACUACUACUACUACUACUACAAAACAAUCACAAAUGACAUCGCUUGGUUCAAAAGUUCCACAAUUAACUCUGGAACGUAUCGAUCCAAAAAAUAUAAAACCAUCCGUUGAAAUGAGUGGAAAAUCGAUUAAUAAAUCUAUUAAAAUAAGACGAACAAACGUUAUACAAAGUGAUAGUGAUUCAGAAAAGAAAUCAACAACAACAGAUGUACAAAAAACGAAAAAAUCGUUAUUAAAUAAUGAAAUAACAAAACGUAAACAACAACAUCAACAUCAACAAAAACCACUUCCUACAACGAAAAAACCUCAAUUGACUAAACCUACUAAAACUAAAACACCAAGUACAGUAAGAAAACUUUCAACAACUGAAACACAUUCAUCUUCAUCGGAAGAUGAUGAGAAAAAAACUGAACAUACAACAACUGCUUCCGAUCAUGAUCAAGCAUCGAGUGAUAAUGAUGAAAAAUCUAAAAAAGAUUCGAUUAAAAAACGAACUAAAACUACGAAUAAAAAUAAAUUAAAAUCAACAUCAUCGCGUAUGAAUUGGAGAGAUUUAAGACAAGAUACUAGUAUGUAUGAUAGAAUCAAAAAACGAGCAAGAAGUGAACAAACUCGAAAUAGUUCAAUGUCUACAAGUGAAGAUUUCUUAUCGGAUGAAAACAGUAAUGAAGAUGAUGAUGAUGAUGAUAAUGAAAAGGAUGAAGAUGAUGAUCAUCCAAUAUCUAGUCGACCAACUAAUAUGACAUCAAGACGACAUAAUGUCAUGAGUGAUUCAUCAGAUUCUGAAGAAGAAGAAGAAGAAGAAUCAUCAUCAUCAAAAAGUAAAACUAAAAAAUCAACUGUAUUCGACAAUAAUGUUUUCGAUGCUGAAGAAAGUGAUGAUAAUAAUAAAUCGAUUAAUCGUAAAAAGAAAGUUACACAGCAACAACCACAACAACAAUCACAAUCACAACCACCACAACAACAGCAAAUAAAAAAACCUAUAUUAAAAACAAAUAAUGAACCCAUAAAAAAAGAGAAGUUAUCAAAAAACAAUGAUGAAUCAUCGAAUAUAAAAAAGAAGAUGAUAACAUCAAAAGUAACAGAUAAAAAGAAACCUAUAGUGAAUUCAACUAAAUCUAUAUCGAAACCAACGAAAACGACAACAUCCGCUCAAAAACGUCCUUCAACAGAUGAAUCAAAUGAAUCAACAAAAAAACUUAAAGUUGAUGAUGAUAAAUCUAAAACAAUAACAACAACAACAACAUCAUCAUCAACAAUUGAAGAACAACCAUUACCAUCAUCACCACUAAGGAGAACAACACCAACACCACCACCACCAACAACAAUUCAAACAGAAUCAGAAAUUUCAAUACCUGACAAACCUGCAAUUGUUAUUACAUCUCCACUUAAUGAAACUUCAACUAAUUUGUCUAAAAUUGUUGAAUCAUCAGUUGAAACAAAUUCACAAACAACACCUACAAAAUUUGGUAUUGUAUUUACUAGUCAUCAUCGUCAUUCGACUACAACACCAUCAGCAGUGUUUCGUAAACCAUCAACAGAAACAUCAACAAGUCAUGAAACAUCAAAGAAUGAUGACGAAGAAAUGGAUGAUGAUCAUGAAUCAACACCUGCUCAUAAUAAUAAUAAUAAUAAUACAGUUAAUAAAAAUGAACAAAUCACAUCAAAUACAAAUACAUUAAAACCACCAACACUAACAGCACAACCACCAUUAAGUGAUGAUGAAACACUUAAUCCUGAAACAAUGCAAUUGAGUGAUUUAAUUGGCGGUAGUAGUCGACGUGAAGAACCAAAAUCUGCUCCAUCACGUUCAGCAAAUAAAACAACUGGUAAAGGUAAAAGAACAACAAAACAAGAAACUUUAACGAAUAAACGUCAACAAUCAAAAACGAAUACGAAAGCAGUUCAACCGCCGGUAGUAUCAACGGAAAAAGAAUCUGUACCAACUGUACAAAAACCAGAUGCUCCUGUAUUACCAUCUACAGAACAAACAUCUACAAUAUCAACAACUGCAAAACGUCUUUCUACAGCAGAAUCUGCGACGCCAUUAUCAACUACAAAACGUCUUUCUACAGCAGAGUGUUCGACGACAUUAUCAACUACAAAACGUCUUUCUACAGCAGAAUCUUCGACGACAUCAUCAAUUGCGAAACGUCUUUCUACAGCAGAAUCUUCGACGACAUCAUUAACUGCGAAACGUCUUUCUACAACAGAAUCUGCGACGACAUCAUCUCCAGCUAUUGAGAAAGAACCAAAACGUUUACGCAAAAGUACAGAUGAACCAACAGUACAACCACAAAUUAAACUUGAACCCGUUGAAGUUGUUUCACAAUGGACGAAUACAAAAAUUAAAGAAGAAGUUAUGGAACCAAUAUUACCAUCUGAAGUAAAUAAACAAGCAACUCCGCUAACGCCGCCACCACAAUUGCAGCCGCAACCACAAUCGCAGCCGCAACCACAACCGGCUCCACAACUGCAACCACAACCGUCAUCACCACUACUACCACCACCACAACUAUCACAGCCAGUUAUUGAUCAACCACAAGUAACGUCAAUGGAAGUUGAUCAAAUUCCACCAUCAACUUCCAUAAUAACAUCAACACAUUUACCAUCAACAACAAGUGCUGAAACUGAAAAUGCUAUUAAGGCAUUAUGUUCAUCUAUUCAAAUACCUCAACAAACAAUACCAAAAACAUCUAGUGUAGAAAAAUCACCUACAAUUAUCGCACCUAUAUCAAAAGAAACUUUACCUAUUGUUGAACAUCAAUCAACACCUAUAACAACAAUAACAACAACAACAACGACAGUAACGCCAACAACUGCAACACCAACAACGUCUAUAAUACCACCACAUGUUUCAAUUAAAUCAUCAAUACCAUCAACAACAUUUAGUAUGUUUAAUUUAAAUCGUAUACAUUUAUUAAAUUCAUUUUUUUUCUUUUUAGAUGAAGAAACAUUAAGUGCAGUAAAUAGUCUACUUAUGCUAAAUAAUAAUCCUCCAAAUAUAGCUGGUGAUCAUCCACCAAUGAAGGGUACAGCACGUGUAACACCAACAAUUAGUAAACCAGUUUAUUCAUUUGUCACAUCGUUACCAAGUCCUACAGAUCAACAAUCUCGUCAAUCUGCAACAACAACAACAACAACGACAACAACAGCUGCAGCAAUGACAUCAACAACAACUACGACAAGUGUUGCAACACCUUCAACACAACAAAAUGAUCUGAUAACAAUGGUAUCAAAUAUUGUUUCAUCAGCGAAUCUUAAUGGUGAUAAAUCAACGGUAACAACAUCAUCACCGUCAUCGUUAUCGACAACAACAACAGCAACAACAACACGAUCACAUAUUGAAUCAGUUAUUGAUGAUGUUGCUAAAGGCGUAUCAACAACAACAGCAAUAGUAACUGAACCUACAACAUCUAUUGUUGAUACAAAUCCAUCAUCAUCGAUAUCAACUAAUACUACUAAAUCAACAUCGAUACCAACUGUAUUACGUGAUGUCAUGAAAACACCUUGUUUAACAUCAUCAACAACAGUUACAACUGCAACAACUACAACAGCAGCAGCUAGUGAAACAUUAAAUCUAUUUGAUUCACAUCGUCGUUCGACAUCACCAUUAAAAACAUCACCGAUGACAGCGACAACAACAACAACAACAACAAAUGUUUUAUCAACAACAGCAACAGCAUCAUCGACUCCUGUCGUACCUGCUGUUGUUCGACCGACUUCACAAAAAGCUUCAACAAAUCAUAAACGUUCAUCAACACCGAAAGCCGAUCCACCACCGACUGUACCAUCACCAAUAUUGCAUCCAUUUCAACAUAUGCUUUCAGCAGAUGGUAAUUUAUUUGUUGCUGCUGCAGCUGCUGCUCAUCAUCCAAAUUUUCCAUUUUCAAUAUUUGGUCAAUUGGGAACAAAUCCAGUUAAUCCAACGGGAAGUUCACCAACAAAUCUACUAGCUUCAUCACUUGUAUCAAGUUCUCCACCAUUAGCAACACGAACAUCAUCAAUAAGUAAUAGUAGUUCAAAUGCAACUAGUCAUAUUGUUAAUAAUCCAUUUCUCAAUACAAUUAUGGCUGGACAACAAAAUCUAUCAUCAUCAUCAGCACAUUCAAAUCAAAAUACUCAUGAAAAAGGAUCAAGACGAGAUUCUGUGACAAAAGGUUUAGGUACAUCAUCGUCAUCAUCAAAUCGUUCAACACCUAUUCAACAAACAGUACCUGUACCAAUAGCAUUGACUAUUCCAUCAUCAUCAUCAUCAUCAUCAUCCACAUCCACAUCAUCAUCUAGUGGAACAACAAAUACUAUGAUCAAUCAACGACAGUCAUCACCUUUAUUAGGUUCAUUGGAUGCUACUACUGCAGCUGCUAUACGACAAGCAUCACCAUUACAACAAUUUCUUGGACCAGAUCCUGUUGCACCAUUUCGUAAUGUUUAUUCUGAUCCAUCUGAACUUUACGGUACACCACCAGGUCUUUAUCAACCACAGAAUAUUGCUUAUGCUGCUGCAGCUCAACAAAUGUUAAACGUAAUGAGUAUAACAGGUAGUCAUCAUCCAUUUGCCGCAGAAUUAUAUUCAAAUCCAGAAUCAUAUUUACGUUUUAAUCCUCCAACAAAUGAACUAUCACGUGAUCCAUAUAAUGUUCAAUGGCAAGGAAAUUUAAUAUUAAAAAAUGAUCAAGCAUAUGUUAAAACUCAACUUGUUGCUGGAAGUCCACAAAUAGCACGUGCAUCAAUGAAUUAUUGGAAUUCCGAUUCAUUAUCGAAUGCAUCGUCAAAUCUACAGACAUCUUCACAUCAUAAUUUACGUAUAUCUCAACGUAUGCGUUUAGAACAAGCACAACUUGAAGGUGUACAAAAACGUAUGCAAAUGGAUAAUGAUCAUUGUAUAUUAAUAGCUGAACCAAAUGGUUCAACGCCAGAUGAAAUUCGUACACAACAAAAUAAUUUAAAGAAUGGUGUUAUUAGAUAUUUCGAUGAAAAAAAAGCAGCCGGAAUUGUCAAUGUUUUAUUGCCCGGUGCGUCACAACCAGCUUAUGUUGUACAUAUAUUUCCACCAUGUCAAUUUGCAUCUGAAAUUCUACAAAAACGUGCGCCGGAUACUUAUCGUUGUGUUGUUCAAAAUAAAAUUGAACAAAUUUAUUUGUUAAUUGUCAUAACGAGUACAGUUCAAUAG
Adineta steineri is the source of this 10224-nucleotide messenger RNA. The record is from the annotation of a GenBank genome assembly. Lineage: Eukaryota; Metazoa; Rotifera; Eurotatoria; Adinetida; Adinetidae.